Messenger RNA from Vicia villosa (hairy vetch), 726 nucleotides. RefSeq names its product histone H2A.2-like. The coding region runs from base 96 to 533 and encodes 145 amino acids. The transcript is spliced from 2 exons. The record is from RefSeq and is a predicted model, not a curated record. Gene Ontology annotation, cellular component: nucleosome. Gene Ontology annotation, molecular function: protein heterodimerization activity; DNA binding; structural constituent of chromatin. Lineage: Eukaryota; Viridiplantae; Streptophyta; Magnoliopsida; Fabales; Fabaceae.
UCAUUUUCAUAUCAUCAUCUUCAUUUCUUACAAUUUCUCACAGUUUGUCGCAAUACACCGAAUUCAAAGCUAAAAUCUAGUAUUCGAUUGAGAAAAUGGACGCAAAGAAGGGAGCAGGAGGAAGGAAAGGCGGCGGACCAAGGAAGAAAGCAGUUUCAAGAACCGUUAGAGCUGGUCUUCAGUUCCCCGUCGGAAGAAUCGGCCGGUUCUUGAAGAAAGGCCGAUAUGCUCAACGUGUUGGUACCGGUGCUCCUGUUUACCUAGCUGCUGUUCUUGAGUAUCUUGCUGCUGAGGUUCUUGAGUUGGCGGGAAAUGCGGCACGUGAUAACAAGAAGAAAACGAUUAGUCCGAGACAUUUGUGUUUGGCUGUGAGGAAUGAUGAAGAGCUUGGGAAGUUGCUGGCUGGUGUUACUAUUGCUUAUGGUGGCGUUCUUCCUAACAUCAACCCAGUGUUAUUGCCGAAGAGGACUGAAAGUGCUGCUAGUUCUUCUAAGUCUCCUUCCAAGGCCAAGAAAUCUCCAAAGAAGGCUUAGAUAGCUUUAUUUAUUUCUUUGUUGUUUUGUGUAUAUAUCAUAGAUUGGGAUUUCUCAUGUUGCUGAGAAUUGUUCAAUGAAUACCAAGUGAUGUAAUUUGAAUUCUGAGUCUCAUGUAGGAGUUUGAUUGGUUAAUGAAAACAUUUUGUUUUUAGUCACUUUCAUUGUUUAGCUGAGAAGUUCAUAUAGUUUG